This is a messenger RNA of Pimephales promelas (fathead minnow), 3600 nucleotides long. RefSeq names its product DIX domain containing 1b (gene dixdc1b). Gene Ontology annotation, biological process: canonical Wnt signaling pathway. Gene Ontology annotation, molecular function: protein binding. Gene Ontology annotation, cellular component: cytosol. NCBI's taxonomy places the organism in Eukaryota, Metazoa, Chordata, Actinopteri, Cypriniformes, Leuciscidae. The record is from RefSeq and is a predicted model, not a curated record.
CGCAGUACUUCUCCCCAUCCGCGUCCACCUCGUAUCCUGUUUCAGGUCUAGCGAACUAAACGGGGUGGCACAUAUGGCCAUUGCCUUGGUUGAGUUUUUUUCUAUAGUUCCUUUGUUUACCUCAGUACCUCCGAUAUGCGGUCUAAACGUUUUCUCUGAGUAAGGACGUUACCAUUUCCCCCUCGCUCUCACCUUGAUGAGAAGUCAGAAGAAUGAUCGCAUCCUUGUCUAAAGGAAAUCUGCUUGACGUGCUGCAGGAGGGUCCUAAUGAGCAGCAACUGGCUGCCUAUGUGUCUUGGGUUAAUGCACAGCUGAGGAAGAAGCCCGGACUGAAACCUGUGAGUGAUUUACGACAGGAUCUCAGAGAUGGUGUGGUCCUAGCACACCUCAUUGAGAUAGUGGCCGGUGAGCUGCUGGAUGGCAUUCAUUAUGUGCCACGGGACGAUCAGGAGAAGAAGCAGAAUGUGGAGAAGGUUCUGCAGUUUGUGUCAUCCAAACGGAUCAGGAUGCCACAGACAUCUGCCAGGGACAUUGUGGAGGGGAACCUGAAAUCCGCCAUGAGGCUCAUCCUCGCUCUGGCUGCACAUUUUAAACCCUCCGCAUCAGCCAGUCACAGAGCUGGAGCUAGUGUAGGCAGGAGUUCCACUGGCUCCUCGGCCAAUCACAGACCUCAUUCCACCAUGGCCAUGGCCCAGAAUGCAGCAGCAGCACUGGCAGCAGCCAGGCAGGAUGCCGCACGCCCUGGCCGCUCCGUCUUCCAUCUGAGACAAGAAUGGAGUCGUGGCUGCUGUAGUGAAGAGGACAGUGAGAACCCUUGCUGGAGCGUCCGAGCAUUGGUCCAGCAAUAUGAGUCACAGAAGGGGUCAUUUGAAGAGGAGACAGAAGCUAGAUCCACUGGCCUCAGUUCACAGAGCCCCACCCACAGUCCCAAAGAAUCCAUCAGCCUAUCAGAUGUGAAGGCAGGGCUGUUAGACACCUUGUCCAGGGAGAAAACUAUUAAAUCAGAGGACACAGUGAAAUUGGCCCUGUGUGACCAGGCCAUUGUCUCGGGGCAUGAUGGUCAAGCUGGUGACUGCACCUGGGAGGACAAACUGUGUGAGCAACAGGAACAGCUGGAGAAGGAGAUGAAGGAGGCACGGAAAAUGGUCUCCAGCCUACAGGCUCUCCUUCUGCACGGUUCAUUACCUGAGGAUGAGCAGGAGGUGACGCUUAGUCUGGGUGAGGGAGUUGAAAAUGCAGAGCAGCAACUGGUUGUAAUACGAAGUCGUCUAGACCAGAGCAUGGAGGAGAGUCAAGAUCUAAAGAGGGAGCUAUUGAGGUUCAAACAGGAGGCUCGCAACCUGCAAGGAGUGAAAGAUGCUCUUCAGCAGCGUAUGGCUGGGCAGGAGUCCUUAGUCCUGCAGCUCAAACAGGAACUCCUGCGCACCAGUAUGGCCAAAGAUGAACUGGCAGGACAAAAUGCUGAGCUACAGAGGAAGCUAGAGGAGAGGAGCAGACUUCUCAGCGAAUAUAAGAAAGAACUGGGCCAAAAAGAUCGACUUCUGCAGCAGCAACAGCAGAAGCUGGACGAGGCACUGCGCAAGCUGACAGACAGCAGCAGCCAGCAGGCUUGCCUGCAGAGGGAGCUGGAGCACAAGGAGAGUAUUCUCAAAGAGUUAAUGAGCCAUGAGACAGAGCUUCCUGGCUCGCAAAACAACGGCUACUCACACCCACCACCGGUCACAACAUCAAAACCACACCAUGGGGCCGAGGAGCUGCAGUUAGUAAGAGAUGCUCUGCGUAGUCUGAGGAACAGCUUUGGAGGUCACGACCCUCAGCAUCACACUCUGGACACGCUUGAGCAAGGUGUGGCCAGCCUGAUGGAUCGCCUCUGUGACCUGGAAACAAGGCACAAACAGGAGAGGAGGAACCGAGGCAAAUCUCCAGGACAUAAAGCAUCUCACUCAGAUGGAGACUCCUGGACUCCUACUUCAAAAAUUGCUCAUUCUCACAGCAGCCCUGCACUAAACUCAUCAGCGUGCACCAAAGUCCUGUACUUUACUGACCGCUCACUCACGCCAUUCAUGAUCAACAUCGCCAAGAGGCUGGGGGAGGUCACCUUGCGAGACUUCAAGGAUGCCGUAGAUCGAGAAGGCAAUUAUCGGUACCAUUUUAAAGCACUGGAUCCAGAGUUUGGCACUGUGAAGGAAGAGGUUUUCCAGGAUGAUGCAGUGGUGCCUGGCUGGGAAGGGAAGAUCGUGGCCUGGGUAGAAGAGGAUCAUGGGCAAAUAGGGACUUAACAUGAGUCUGCCAGAAUCUGUCAAAGGAAAUAGACAUCAGUGCCAAAAAUGAAAUAACAUUGAUUUGUAACUUAAGUGUACAGAGAAUGGAGUUCUCUUCAGUGCCCUAAGAAAGUCCCAUGCACCCACUUUUUACUCAAUCCUGCAUGAGCUGAACAGCAGAAUGAAUCUGAAAGGACAUGGAGGAACAUCUGAAGGAUCACCAGAUGGAGAAAGUCCCAUUAUACCGGUAGUAAUACAUGCAUAUAACUUUACAGAGGAUGGGAGAAAAGCAUUUUUGAUCUGUUUUAAAGGUCUUGCCAUAGAACAGACACCCAUUCCAGCAUGAGCCUUUUGUUUGUUACUGUAAUGACACACUGGAUUUCUCAAUCGACCUAUUUUAAAGAAGGUUCUGCCAGAGUACUUUUUUGUUAAUUUCGUUUAACCAAAAUUGAAAUAAUUUUGCUGUGGAAAGAGACAAGUAGGGAAUCUUUACUGUCAAGAGCACUUGAGUGAAAGUGUUGUGAAAGAAUAGCAGUAAAAUGAUGUGUGAGUAUAGAGUGGAAAAGAGUUUAAAGCCUGUAGUUGCCUCACUAUGAGAUUGUUUUUGUUUUGUUAUCUUAGAGAAAGAGUUUCCCUAAAACAUACGUUAGACACAUUCCAAGGACCAAAGCAUUUUGCUUGUUUAAUAUAUGAUCUUACGAUAUCAUUUAGUAUGUCGUUUCAAAAAGCCGUCUGUUAGUAACAUUCACACAGGCGAUGAAGGCUUUUUUGUAUGAAUGUCUUUUGAGAGUAUGAAUUGAAGAUUUGACUGUAUGGUUGACUAUUUUGACACCAUAUAUAAAUGUAGUACAUAUAAUUUGCAAGAAAGUGCUUUCUGAUUAUUGCAGGCCUUUAAAUGUAAUUUUAGAAACUACGAGAUGUGCUGUUCAACUGCACUGAUCUGAGUUUACAGGAAAGUGCCUGAAAUCUGCUAGGAGAGAGAGGUGACAGGGUUUGCCUUUUGUAUUUUUGUUCUGUUUUAUAUUUAUGUAAAUAUGUUUAUAUCUGAGAGACAGAGCUAGGCAUAGUGCCUUUACACUGUAUAAAUGAUGUCCGAUAAAUACUGAAUAAUAUUUUAAAGAUAUGAAAAUGUCUCCUUUGUUUCCAAAAAAGGAUAUAAAUCAGAGAAGCCUGUUGCUAAUAAGAACCGCGUUGUUCACUCACAAUGGAUGGUAAUACAAAAUACAAGCAGCGGUAUGGUUUACUGAAAUUCUGCUUUCACCCUCUCGAUUACUGCUGUUUGCAUUUCUGGUUGAUUAAGAUUGUUAUUUGGUUUGCAAAUAAACCGUUUGAAGCAGUA